This is a messenger RNA of Sturnus vulgaris (Common starling), 1368 nucleotides long. It is a transcript of the gene DRC5, whose product is annotated as dynein regulatory complex subunit 5. Gene Ontology annotation, molecular function: protein binding. NCBI's taxonomy places the organism in Eukaryota, Metazoa, Chordata, Aves, Passeriformes, Sturnidae. The record is from RefSeq and is a predicted model, not a curated record.
AUGCAGCAGCCAGCAGCUGCUGACAAGAGCAGAGCCAUUCCCUCACCAUGUCCACCUGAGGCCAGCCUUGCUGAUGGCUCCUUCUACACACGCCGCUGCAUCACUGAGGAUCCCAGCUGGUCCCUGGUCACUGUCCCCCACCUCACUGAGCUCUGCCUCCAGCACAUCGCUCACAAUUUCCAAAUGAACCCUAUUUUGAACUGUCUUCUGCCUGAGGACCAAAAGAAGGUGGUGGACAGGCUCUCCACCAGCCUUCCACUCACUGUGACUGCCAACAUAGUAAGCCAUGAGGACUACUGGAAGAGGUGCUGCAUGGAGCGCUGGCAAGUGUGUGACGUCUCCAACUAUGGAGACAGCUGGAAACGGAUGUUCUUUGAACGUCACCUGGAGAACAUUCUGAAGUUUUUCAUCCCUAACACUACAGACCCCAACCAGGUCCUAGAGCUCAUCCCACUCUGCAAAGGUUACGUGCGGAAACUGGAGAUCGAUCAGUUCCUGCCCCCCUUGCGGGUGGAUCAGGAGGAGAGCAGUGACCUCUCUGACACAGAAGAUGAUGCUGAACUUGGCGAGGUCUACAUGCAUCACUACGACCUGAAAGAUCUCAUUCCUGAUCUCCCUCACCUUGAAGAGCUUCAUCUCACUUACGGUGUGAAGAGCUGUGGCAUGAACUUCGAGUGGAGCCUCUUUAACUUCACUGAUCUGGACUGCUCCAACUUGGCUGCUGCAGUGAAGAUGUGCCGUAACUUGAAAGUUUUCAAGCUGACACGAAGCAAAGUGGAUGAUGACAAGAUCAAGCUCCUGGCCCGUAACUUGCAGUAUCACCCUUGCUUGCUGGAGCUGGACUUGUCCCACAAUCUCAUCGGGGACCACGGGGCACAAGCUCUUGGCAAGCUGAUCAGCCACAGCAGACUAGAAACCCUGGAUCUAUGUAACAACCAGAUCUGUCACCUGGGGGCUCAGGCUCUUGCUCAAGGCCUGGCUGAGAGCUCCACCCUGACCUCCCUGAAUCUGCGCCUCAACUUCGUGGAGGACAAAGGCGGGGAGGCAAUUGGCCGUGCCCUGCUGACCAACAGCAGCCUGAGGUCCCUCCAUCUGGGAAGUAAUAACCUGUCAGAGCCCACCGCAGCAGUGUUCUCCCAGGUGCUGGCUCAGAACACCACUCUGAGGAGCAUCAACUUCUCAUGCAACCACCUGAGGCUGGAUGGUGGGAAGAAGCUGCUGGAAGGGCUGGCAAACAACAAGACUUUGACCGAGCUCGAUCUCCGGCAUGCAGAGGUGGAACAGGAGACUGAUUUCCUCAUUCACGAAAUUGUGUGGGCCAAUCGGGAAGCGGUGAGGAGGGGAUCUCUGCAGCACCCCUCUGAAUAA